CUUCAGAGGUCUAUUGGAGGUCAGACUGAGUCCUUCUAAUAGCAACCGCAACAGAGCCAAGUCCUUCAGAUUACUGCAUCCCUCCACUCUGGACACACUGUCGACCUUUCUUCAUUUGCACACUUGAGAACAGGUAAUUCUACGACAGCCAUGCAGGCUCAAGAUAUCUUGAGACAGCUGCGGAUGCCCGAACUAGAUGAUUUUCGACAGUAUGUCCGAAGUCUCCCCACCAACGCCCUCAUGGGUAUGGGCGCCUUCGCUGCCAUCACCACAUACUGGUUUGCCACCCGGCCCAAAGCCCUCAAAGCCCCCUGUGAUCUCAGACAGCAGUCGGUGGAAAUCCCAGGUGGAGAACGUGCCAGGAGAUCAGCGUUGAACGACAGCCAUGCCAACUUGACGCACUACUACGAUGAUGCCCGAACAGUGUAUGAGGUGUUCCUGCGAGGGCUCAGGGUAUCAAAUGACGGACCAUGUCUUGGAUCACGAAAACCAGACCAGCCAUACGAGUGGCUAUCUUACAAGGAGGUGAUUGACAGGGCAGAGUGUCUCGGCUCUGGCCUCCUUCACAAAGGACACUCUCAUACUGGGGACAAAUACAUCGGCAUCUUUUCUCAGAACAGACCAGAGUGGACAAUUUCAGAACUGGCGUGUUACACCUACUCCUUGGUGGCAGUCCCGCUGUACGAUACACUUGGCCCAGAGGCCAUUGGCUAUAUUAUUGAAAAAGCCGCCAUCACAACAGUGAUCUGUGACGUCCCUGAAAAGGCUCGCAUGAUUCUGGAUUGCGCCAGCGGACAAGGAAAGUCGGUGAAGACGAUUGUUAUCAUGGAGGCUUUUGAUAGUGAGCUGGUGACACGGGGACAGGAGUGCGGGAUCCAGAUUCUAAGUCUGAAGGAGUUUGAGGCUGUAGGUAAAGCUCACCACCAGAAACCAGUGCCUCCAAAACCGGACGAUUACGCAAUUGUCUGCUUCACUUCCGGCACCACAGGGAACCCUAAAGGUGCACUUCUUACACAUGGAAACAUCAUCUCCAACACUGCAGCUUUCAUAAAAAUAACAGAGGGCUUACUGAAGCCCAGCACUAAAGAUGUGCUCAUCUCCUUCCUCCCUCUGGCCCACAUGUUUGAAAGGGUGGUGGAGGGUGUCAUCCUCAUCCACGGGGCACGAAUAGGCUUCUUCCAAGGGGACAUUCGACUCUUGAUGGACGAUCUGAAGACACUGCAGCCGACGGUCUUUCCCGUCGUCCCUCGUCUCCUUAACCGAAUGUUUGACAGGGUUUUCAGUCAGGCCAACACACCAGUGAAAAGAUGGCUGCUGGACUUCGCCUUCAGGAGGAAAGAGUCGGAGCUCAAACAGGGAGUGAUCCGAAAGGACAGCUUGUGGGACAAACUCAUCUUCAAAAAAGUGCAGUUGGGUCUGGGUGGUCGUGUGAGACUCAUGAUAACAGGAGCUGCCCCCGUGUCCCCAACAAUCCUGACUUUCCUCCGAGCUGCUCUCGGCUGUCAGUUUUAUGAAGGCUAUGGCCAGACUGAAUGUACCGCAGGGUGCUCCAUGUCGUUGCCUGGAGACUGGUCAGCAGGUCACGUCGGGCCUCCUCUGCCCUGCAACGCUAUAAAACUCGUGGAUGUGGUAGAAAUGAAUUACUUGGCAGCCAAUGGAGAGGGAGAGGUGUGUGUCAAAGGACCAAAUGUAUUCAAAGGAUACCUUGAAGACUCCAAGAAAACAGCCGAGGCCCUAGAUCAGGACGGAUGGCUGCACACAGGAGACAUUGGGAAAUGGCUUCCUGAUGGCACACUAAAGAUCAUCGACAGAAUAAAAAACAUUUUCAAACUGGCACAAGGAGAGUACAUCGCCCCAGAGAAAAUAGAAAUGGUUUAUAAUCGCAGUGAUCCAGUGGCCCAGAUAUACGUUCACGGCGACAGCUUACAGGCAUGCCUGGUGGCGAUAGUGGUACCUGAUCCAGACUUUUUACCUAUUUGGGCCAAGAGAAAAGGGAUUGAAGGAUCCUACACUGAACUGUGCAAUAACAAGGACGUGAAAGCCGGCAUUCUGGAGGACAUCCUGAAUAUUGGCAAAGAAGCAGGGCUCAAGUCUUUUGAACAGGUGAGAGACAUUGCGCUGCAUCCCGAGAUGUUUACUAUCCAGAACGGCCUGCUGACUCCGACCCUGAAGGCAAAGAGGAAUGACCUUCGAAAAUACUUCAGGGCGCAGAUCGAUCAACUUUAUGCCAAAAUAAAGAUGUGAGCAUCCAUCGAGGAGUUCGUUACAAAGGUCACACAACCAACCAAAACAUGUUACUCGGAGAAUUCUCUACAUAUUUUCUGCCUGCAACAAUUUAAACAAUUUUGCAGCGGUUGCUCCAACAGUAAUAAGGCAUUGAAUCUAAGUAUUUAUCAUCUAUUUUGAUGAUGGCAAUAGAUGAGGAAUAUUCCAGAACAUGGGUUAAUGCCAUCCGUCUUUGAGUAGAGGCUUAAAAUCAGAGUUCCUCUCAACUUCACUGCCACUUUGUCUGUUAGCGGAAUAGGAACAUUUUAUCGUGACAAAUAUAAAAUAUUUAUAUGCCAAGCUAUUUAAUGUUUUGGUAAUCUAUUUAAAUUGACAUAAUGUGAUCUUCAAACCUGUAAAUAGUGUAUGUGCUGGAAGAGUAUAUUUGUAUUUAGAGUACUCUGAUACUCUGUAAUCUCCUGCAUUCCCGUGUGUUUCAAUGCUGCAGGCUUAACCACAGACUUUUAUCAGAAUUUAGUUACCAGCCUAUGGGAGUCAUGUGCCUUUUGUUUGUUGUGUCUAACAGCGCAUGUAAUAUACUGAAUGUGACUAUACUGUACAUGCAGACUCCUUUUUCCGUGCUGCAGGAUAAAGUCCCAUAACUGGAGUGUGUAUACUGCAAAAGUGCUGAAGGGAAUAAUGAUAUUGUGAUUAAUAUCAGGAAGCUAAUUUUUAAGAUAAAUUAUAUGUGCUUCGAUGCAUAUAAAGUCACAGUCUGCAUUUAUUUUCUAUGACAAAACAAAAAGAAAAAAAAAUCAAUUGUGACUUCAAAGGUUUCGUCCAAACUUCUGCACAUCUAAUCAUAUCAAGGAAUCCUUGAUGCUAAAAGCCAUACUGUUAUGAUUCUGAAAAGGGGAUAAAUGUACAGGUGUAAUGGAAAGUUUAGGACUUGUAUCUGUCAACUGAAAUGAAUAAAUACUUUAUUUCAAUA
Messenger RNA from Cololabis saira (Pacific saury), 3196 nucleotides. It is a transcript of the gene acsl1a, whose product is annotated as acyl-CoA synthetase long chain family member 1a. Lineage: Eukaryota; Metazoa; Chordata; Actinopteri; Beloniformes; Belonidae. The record is from RefSeq and is a predicted model, not a curated record. Gene Ontology annotation, biological process: long-chain fatty-acyl-CoA biosynthetic process; long-chain fatty acid metabolic process; very long-chain fatty acid metabolic process. Gene Ontology annotation, molecular function: arachidonate-CoA ligase activity. The transcript is spliced from 21 exons. Bases 151 to 2244 code for a protein of 697 amino acids. Gene Ontology annotation, cellular component: membrane; endoplasmic reticulum.